UUUUGGGCCUACUUGGGCAUCUCAUAAGUGCGGUGCGCCCCACAGAAUAGUGAGCUUUAAGACCCAAGCAAGAACGAAACGACGACUUGGUGGGGAUCGUCCAGCCGGUUCGGACGACCGGGUGAGGUCGGUUGGCAUUUGGCAGUUAAAAACCUCACUCUCCCUCCUUUGCGCUCUCUUUACAAACUAGUAAGCAAAGGGCUUUAAGCGAUCUCGCGGAAUCCUCUCUCUCUCUCUCCGAUACUACCAAAACAGGUUAGGGUUUUAAGAUUUUAACGUUGUACGUGAGAAUUAGGGCUUUCUCUUUUCUUUGUCCCUCUCGUCUUUCUCGUUCGUAUGCCUUUCCCGUCGAAGGAGAAAACCCAAAUUCAACGUCCGUGCGCAUCAUUUCUGUCAAUUUAGGCAGAAAUUCCAUUUCGUUGCCGAGAAAAGGUUUGACAAAGAUGGAUACAGAGGAAUGGAUGAGAGAGUGUAUUAAGAAACUCCAAUUUGAAGAUCAGGAGAAGUUAGAGCUGGCUUAUGGUGUCGAAAUUGAAGCAGAUGCCGUGUUUCUUGCUUGUCGCAUCAUCAUGCAAUACCCUGAUGUUUUUCAAUUUGAUAGUAGAGGAGUUGGUGACACCCAAAAGGAAAUUUUGCAAGUUAAGGUGGUUGAGCUUUUAGAGGAAGCUUGUGUAAAAAUGAGGGAUAAAUUUGAGUACUCUAGACAAGAAGAGGAUGAUCUCGAUGUGUUUGAGUACCUGUUGCGUCGAACACUUGUUGAGUUAAAUGAAAUCAAGAAAGAGAGAGAUCCAUCCACCCAAAAAUGGAGUGAUCGUGUGACAAAGGAACAUGAAGAAUUGAAGGGUACAUGGAACCAGUUGGAGAUGAAGUGGAUGCAGUUACAAACUUCGCGGCAGAGAUAUGACAUCAGAGCUCGAGAGGCACUUUUGUUGGAAAGGAUGCACGAAAGGUUGGUGUUCUGUAUAAAUGAGGCAAGAUUAAAGAAGGUGAACAAUUUCUCUGGGAUGUUGCAAUGGAUUGAUGACCAUGUGACUGAGCUUUUAUAUACAACUCGAAAAGAUUUUAGGCAUGAGCUAACCGUUAGCUCGCAUGUUAUUGCGAAGGCAGUGAGCCCCUUGAUUGAUGCUCCACCACCAUGGUUGCUUUCUGAACCACCACUGCUUCAGAACCUUGAACAAAGAAUUGCUAAGAGGGUAAUUGGACAGGAACACGUCCUACAUGCAGUUACUGCUGCUCUGUCAAGGCAGAGGCCUCAGCGACGCCCUAUUGGAUCCUUCCUCUUCAUGUGUGGCUCCGGUCAUGGGAGGACAGAAAUUGCCAAAGCUUUGGCAGAACUACUUUUUGGAAACAAAGACAUGAUAACAGAGUUCGAUCUGGCAAAACACACAGGUCCAAAUUCUCUCUCGCGCCUAAUUGGUGUUCUCUCAAGUCACAUGGAGCCAGGCAUGAAGGGGGAGCUCUCAGAGGCUGUUAAGAAGAGGCCUCUAGGUGUCAUUUUGUUUGACAAUGUUGACAAAGCUCAUGUGUCUAUUAUUGACAUUCUGGCUGAGAUUAUAGGUUCUGGUUAUCUAUUAGAUGGUCAGGGGAACACUGUUGACUUCACUAAAACAUUGGUAAUCAUGACAACAAAUGUUGGAUGUGAUAAAUUCUGGCCAUGGCAUUGCAAAUGUGCCGACGAAGUUCAAAAGUUCCCUGUCAAAGAAGGGUUAUAUGAAGAUGCAUGGGAAACAAAACACAAUUACUGUUAUUAUUCUCUUCUGAGGGAGACAAAACAGCAUUUCAGACCUCAAUUGCUUGAAAAUGUGGAUGAUGUGAUUGCAUUUAGGUCUCUGUCCUUUCAGCAGUUGAAGGCUGUUGCUAGGCUCCAGCUAAGGGACAUUGCCAGCUGCAUGACACAGAAGGGCCUCAUCAUAUACCCAUCUGAAGCUGCAUUAGAUAUUAUCGUGCAGAGGUCAACUUGGCUUGGAGAUAGAAUUAAUGGUGGGGAGAAAAUAAGGAUGUGGCUUGAAGAGAACUUGGUCCCUGUGCUGUUCGAGAAGCUUGCAAAGAACGGGAUAAAUGAUUUUUCUAUUAUAUAUAUUGAAGCCUCAGCGGAGACAAACCAAUUGUCUUUCAGUUGGGCAAAUUGCAGACAUUCACUUGAAGAACAAGAUGUUAAUCAAUUAGCAUCUUUGAGGGAAUUGAGAUUGGUGUACCGUAAAGAGAAAGAACGGGCAAAGAACGUCUACAUUCUAAGAAAAAUUCACAACAAAUUAAUCACUAGUGCUAAUGCUGAAUUGGGUCAUUCUAUUGCUGUUGUUCAAGAGCUGAUUAAUACAAUUCAGGAUCUAGUUACAAUUCCCAGUGGUAUCAAGUCCUUCCUCGACAAUCCUAAAAUGGUGGCAAUGGCUGCCUUGAACGAGGAUGAGCUUAGGCAGAACAAGAGGGCUAAAAAGUGAAAUGAGGGUUGAGUUGCUAAGAGAUUUGCCGGCGAGGCGAAUUACAGAACUUUUGAUCUGAGUAAGCUAAUCAUAUGAAGAAGCCCCAAACUAUGAUGUUUGAAGCUUAUUGGAAUGCCAUUAGCUAACUUGCCUUUUUGGGUAUGGCAUUGACUGUUACAAUGUCAACAUGAGUCUUCGCUGCAUCCCAUUCCUCAAAGGGACUUAGCAAAGACAGGAUGAGCUGAGAGGAUUCUUGAGCUUUUACUUCGCCAAGCUGACUGAAGUCCCAAUUAGAUGUAAAUUGUCAUAGGCAUCAUACUAACCAAACAAAAAGUUUUUUUUUUUCUCCAACUGUUACAGCAAAGGAUUUACUGGAAUUUCUUAACUUUGUUUUAUGAGAACAUAGGUUUUAGUCACGUUGUAAAAGUCUCAGCAGAAUUCAUUUCAGGCGACGAUCGAAUGCAUGUGUAUAGACAGCUCCUAAGCACUUUUGUUCCA
Messenger RNA from Prunus avium (sweet cherry), 2918 nucleotides. Its product is annotated as chaperone protein ClpB1-like. Gene Ontology annotation, biological process: cellular response to heat. The record is from RefSeq and is a predicted model, not a curated record. NCBI's taxonomy places the organism in Eukaryota, Viridiplantae, Streptophyta, Magnoliopsida, Rosales, Rosaceae. Gene Ontology annotation, molecular function: ATP hydrolysis activity; ATP binding. Gene Ontology annotation, cellular component: cytoplasm.